Molecule: messenger RNA, 519 nt
Organism: Arctia plantaginis
Lineage: Eukaryota; Metazoa; Arthropoda; Insecta; Lepidoptera; Erebidae
Source: the annotation of a GenBank genome assembly
AUGACGUCUUUUGAACAAUUGUCAUCAACUCAGAAAAUUCGCGCAGCUUUGCAUCGACACGUUCGGGCUAUUAGUAAAGAAACAUGCCAUUUUCUUGGUUUGGAAAUCUCAAAGCCUGCAAUGGAAAUUAUUGCAGAACUUGUGUACAAGAAACUAUCUGUUUAUGGUGUAGAUUUGGAAGCUUUUGCAAAACACGGUAAGAGGUCGACGAUUAACACUGAAGACGUGAAACUCCUGGUGAGAAGAUGUCCUUCUUUGAAAACUCAUUUGAAUGCUAUAGCCCCUACUGUCUCUGUCACUAAAGAAAAAAAACGAAAGACAAUCACAGCAGCAGUACGACAACCUGAGACACCGACACCGAAAGCUAAAGAAGCUGAAAUUCAAACUUCGAAUCAAAAGGAAAGUGAGCUUCUAAUUUCGAAACAGAUUGAUUCAGGUGCUCACACUGCGACAGUGAAACAAGACGUUCAAAAAGAAGACGAAAGUAUGGAUGAUUUGAUAGAUUUAACCUUUGAUUAA